AUGCUAAGUCAGGAGGUAUUUGACAAAGACGCAGUUCUUAGUUUUAUAUAUCCGCUGGGAAUGGUGCUUCUAAUGGUGCCUGCCUUUGCUGGUGUGAGCAUAGGGAUGGGAAAGGCCUCCCAUGGUGUUUGCCAGGCAGCAGCCGUUAAAAAUGACGUUGUUCUCACUAUUAUUCCAGCUGCUUUUAUAGGAGUGGGCGUUCUGUAUGCGGGUCUUUUGUACUUUAUAGGCGGGGUGGAGGGCCCUCCAAUCUCCUUUGAGGUUCCUCUGCGGUGGCUAGCAGCUAACAUAAUCACAGGAUUUGGGAUAUUUUGGGGGUCUCUAGCACUGGGUGAUAUUUCAGCAGUAGCUACAGUAACGGCAGCCCAGCAAAAAAGAUUUAAAAUGUCGUUCUUCCUUCUUAUGGUAUUUGGAGAGUUUAUCGGGCUUUUUUCACUGAUUAUUGGAGUGAUUUUGCUCUUAGGAAACAAGCAGUGGAUUCCAAAACCUGAGGAUGACACUAAAAAGGCCAAAUAA
Messenger RNA from Nematocida major, 516 nucleotides. Its product is annotated as V-type H+-transporting ATPase 16kDa proteolipid subunit. Gene Ontology annotation, molecular function: proton-transporting ATPase activity, rotational mechanism. Gene Ontology annotation, biological process: proton transmembrane transport. The record is from RefSeq and is a predicted model, not a curated record. NCBI's taxonomy places the organism in Eukaryota, Fungi, Microsporidia. The transcript has a single exon. The coding region runs from base 1 to 516 and encodes 171 amino acids. Gene Ontology annotation, cellular component: proton-transporting V-type ATPase, V0 domain.